Molecule: messenger RNA, 879 nt
Organism: Cetraspora pellucida
Lineage: Eukaryota; Fungi; Glomeromycota; Glomeromycetes; Diversisporales; Gigasporaceae
Source: the annotation of a GenBank genome assembly
AUGUUUGAUAGUACAUCUAACCAGAUUUUAAGUUCUUAUUUCCAUUUUGGUGGCAUUGCUGAAGAUACAACACUAUGCGCUUCGGAAAAUGAUCCAAUGAUACCUGACGACAUGGAGGUAGAUUUUACAUAUAACGUCAAAGUCUAUCUGUCAAGCUACAUUAUGAAUGAAACUGGAUAUGUGAAAGAAGACGCAUUUCGAGAAGCACCAAUAGUUAUCGAAUCAUUCUUGAAUUAUUUGGUCAGGAGACAAGUAUGUCCCGAGUAUUUGGAGGAUAUACAACAAGCAAUAAAAGUUGCUCAAUUAGCCAAAGAUGAGCUUUUAAAUUGUAAGUUGUUGACACAGGAUGCACCUGGAAAGUUCAAUAAAGCAUGUUCAUUAUUAUUUGGUGGUGAGCUUUAUGGAAGGUUUGAUAACCCUUACCCCAACGAAGAAAGCAUGGCUUUAUUAUUUGGAAUUCAUCCAGAAGAAGCUGAACAAAUUGUGAAAAAAAUUUUUGGAGAUAAUGCUCUAAAUGGGUUAACAGAGGUGAAGCAAGCCAGAAAAUUAAGGUUAACUGUCGAAAUUAUCAAAGUUAAUGAACUACCAGAGUCGACAACAACGAAUGAUACUACAGAGGAUGAUACAACAUCUGAAAAUGAAGAUGAUUGGUUACGUUCUUAUUUUAUUCGUGAAUUUGAAGUUCGUGAAUUUGAAUCUCCUGAUGCAGAACCAUUCACCAUCACUGUUGGACCAGAUCUUGCACCCUAUCCAAUGGUCGGGAUGUCUAUUCACGCAGACUUUCAUCAAUUGUCGAAUGGUUUUUGGUAUUGGGACAAUACUAUAUAUGUAUAUCCUUCCUAUUACACAAAACCAGAAGAAUCUGAUUCGGAUGAAUGA